AUGGAGCCAUCCUCUGCAUCUCCUGCGUCCCACUCGUCCGACGAGGAUUCAUCAUCUUACUCACCCCUUCUCUCUCGUAUUAGCAAACGCGAAUAUCUUCUCGCACAAAUCCGCCAGAAGGAUGCGAUUAUCGAGAAGCUGCUCCGAGAGCUACAUAACCCGUAUACAGCCACACCGCUUUCAAUUGCAUCGUACCGGAUGGCUACCUCUCCUUCGGACAGGAAUAAUCGAGAUGUUAUCGCUUGGCUCGACCGCCUCCAGGCCAGUAUGGAGGUCAGCGUGCAGAGCGCUGGGGCUUCGGGUGGUGCCGAAGCAUUCAAGAUCGAGUCACGUGGCCAGAAUGAUAUGGUGGACGACGACUCGGAUGGUGAGGUAGAGGGAGACGAACUGGACACCGGUGGUGACGGGGAAGACAGUGGCCUUCCCAGGGACGACAAACUCCCUGCAUUCCCCGAUACCUCAGUACCACUGGGCCUCCUUGCAAGCUUAGCACUGGAGAAUCCCAAGAAGUCGAAGAAGGCCAAUAAGAACAAGCCUGGCGCGGGUGAUUCCGACGAUGAAGAAGUUGGCAUGGCUAGGCCUGCCUUUGAUCUUUCAAUCCGUGCAUCGCUAAUCGAGAAUCACACGCCACCGGAGAUCCUGACUCAUGGACUGCUCACUCCGGAUGACGUUGAUAAGCUCUUCGAUAUCUUUUACACUAAGCUUAACGUCCAUGUCACCUUACUUGAUCGCGAGAUACACACCGUGCAGUCAACAUUCGCCAGGUGCCCGUUCCUAUUUACAGUCGUGUGCGCGGUCUCGUCGCGUUACUAUAAGGAGAAGUCGGAGAUCUAUCCGAUUGCGAUGCAUUUUGCGCGAAGAGCAGCUGCAGACGGCCUCCUUAAUGGAUGGAAAUCAGUCGAACUUUCUCAAGCCUACAUCCUGUUAAGUACCUACGCUGUUCCCGCACGCCGCUGGGAAGAAGAUCGUAGCUGGAUGUAUAUCGGUCUCGCGAUUCGCAUUGCCACGGAUCUCAACUUGCAUCAAGUUUCAGCAAUCAAACCCAAGUCUGACCAGCAAAAGCGUGAGAUUUUGAAUCAGGAGCGACUGUGGUUAAACUGCUUUAAUCUUGAUCGGUCUAUGGCCACGCAAUUUGGCAAGCCGUCGACGAUCAAGGAAGACUAUAUUAUUCGCAACUCCGAGGUAUGGUACAAGAAGUCACCCUUAAACAAUGGUGGGGAUCCCGGUCUGUGCGCGUAUACUCAAUUGUUGCGUACUGUGGCACGCUUCCACGAAGAGAUUUAUUCAGACCCUAACGCACCGACGGGCCUGAACCAGAGGCUCGACUUCCGUGCAGUCACGUUGGCUCAUGACGAACGUCUUACGAGAUACUAUGAGGAUUGGACUCACAAGUUCGAAGAGGAUGGUCAAUUGGAAGACCCAAGUAAUGCCUUCCGGGCAUCUUUACUGCCUUUCCUGACAAACUAUUCCCGACUUGUAAUGUAUUCAUUCGGGUUCCAGCAAGCGUACAUUCGUGGGAUCAAACCCGAAGAUCAGCUUUUCUUAGAUAAAUGUUUUGAAUCUGCGAAAUCGGUUAUCUUGUGCAUGAUUGAAACAUUAUGCCCCAGCGGAUAUAUGCGAUAUUCGCCCGACGGCCAUUUUAUUUUUGCAUCCUUUGCUUCGGCCUUCUUAUUGAAGUUGUUGCGUCCCGAAUUCAAGAGCCUCAUUACUUCAGAGCAGGAGGCGGAGAUUUAUGACUUAAUAGGCAGAUUGAUUUCGACUUGGAGCUCAUCCGAGAUUUCAAUCGAUGAUCGCCACACGCCUAAGCUGCAUGCCCGCUUCCUGGCUGGUCUGUUGACAAGGCAUCGACGCGACAUCGCUACGAGUGGACGUAUCCAGUCUCAGCCCCAGCACCCACCGCAGACUCAGACAUCGCAAACCACACCAGGUUCUAGCACCACGUUCCAAUCUCAGGCCGGUUCGUCAACGGCGUCAAGCCCCUCACAGCACAUAUUUGCGGCAGCGCCGUCCCAGUCAGACUAUCAGGAGAACCCGGGCAUGAGCAGCGGUGGUGCGCUUGCGCAAGCGUCAAUGUCUGGGGAAUUGGUCUAUCAGCCGGAUAUCGUGUAUGCCGGCUCGGGCCCAAUGGAAGUGUUCGAUUCUGCGCUUGGGCCAAACGGGCAGGGCUUCGAGUCUUUGGGCCCUUUGGCACAUUUGAACAACCCUGGGUAUUGGCGCGACAUGAUGAUGCCAGGGUAUUCUUGGCCGGAAUCUCCAAGUCUGCAAGAUUACGCCCAUGCACCCGGCCUCGGCAUUGGAUUCCCCGCCCUUCAACCCGAGGUUCAUUUGUUCGGCUGA
This is a messenger RNA of Fibroporia radiculosa, 2337 nucleotides long. RefSeq lists its product as uncharacterized. Bases 1 to 2337 code for a protein of 778 amino acids. Gene Ontology annotation, molecular function: zinc ion binding; DNA-binding transcription factor activity, RNA polymerase II-specific; transcription cis-regulatory region binding. Gene Ontology annotation, biological process: regulation of DNA-templated transcription; DNA-templated transcription. Gene Ontology annotation, cellular component: nucleus. The transcript is spliced from 17 exons. NCBI's taxonomy places the organism in Eukaryota, Fungi, Basidiomycota, Agaricomycetes, Polyporales, Fibroporiaceae. The record is from RefSeq and is a predicted model, not a curated record.